Molecule: messenger RNA, 1967 nt
Organism: Pistacia vera
Lineage: Eukaryota; Viridiplantae; Streptophyta; Magnoliopsida; Sapindales; Anacardiaceae
Exons: 8
Coding region: 363-1775 (470 amino acids)
Cellular component (GO): plasma membrane
Source: RefSeq, a predicted model, not a curated record
UUUUUUUUUUUUUUUCUGGGUUUUUUGGUUGGGAACUGGGAAACCGUGGGAGAUGAAGGAAAGUUGAAAUUUGGAGGUGGAGGUUGGUUGAUUGAGUAUAGUUUGGGGAGUUUGCUCGGCUGAGUUGGGUGGUUUUGUUGUUGAUUUCUUUGGUGGUUGCUGAGAAAAUGCUGGUAAAUGAUGGGAAAGUGUAAGUUUUAGAGCUUGAUUUUUGGUUUUUUGAGGAGAAGGGUUGGUUGGUUGAGGUUGCUUGUUUUGUAUCAUCUAUGCAGGUAUCGCUGUGAACAUCUCUUGUGCUGACAAUUAACUACCAUAGUGUUUUCUUCUGUAAAGCUCAAUGGUGCCGAACGGCUAGGGGAGCUAUGGACUGUUUUCAGACUGUUACUCAUCUUAAAGGAUCCCUGUGUCAGGUGUUCUUAUUAUUCAUCACCUGGUUGUUUAGUUUCCAAGAUGUAGUGGCAUUGCAGACUGUGCUUGAGCCUAGUCAUGUUUCUUCCACGUCUGAGUUGGCUAAUCCUCCUAGCACUGGACUGUUUGAACCUAUAGAAAUAUCACCAGCUGUAUUUCCACAUUAUCCAUAUACUGGUGAAACUUUGCCACCAAUGUACCCGACUUUUCCUACUACAUACGAACCAAAUUUAACUGGGCGAUGCCCUGUAAAUUUCUCUGCCAUGUCAAUUAUCAUGGACAAAACAGCAACUGAUUGUUCUCAACCUUUAGCUGCACUUGUAGGAAAUGUAAUAUGUUGUCCGCAGCUUGGUAGUUUACUUCACAUAUUCCAGGGUUUCUACAGCAUGAAAUCUGAAAAUUUGGUCUUGCAAAAUGCGGUUGCUAAUGAUUGUUUUUCAGAUAUCAUUAGUAUAUUAGCUAGCAAGGGGGCCAACAGCACAAUUCAUACACUCUGUUCUGUGACAUCAUUGAAUCUCACUGGUGGUUCUUGUCCAGUUAAGGAUGUUAUUAGUUUUGAGAAGACAGUAAACACAAGCAAAUUACUGGAGGCCUGCAGCACUGUUGAUCCUCUUAAAGAGUGUUGCAGACCAGUUUGUCAACCUGCCAUUAUGGAGGCUGCUCUGCAGAUUUCAGGAUCAUCAUUAGCAAUUAAUGACAAUAAAAAUCUAGUUGGAGGCUCAAAUCAUGUUAAUGCGCUAAAUGACUGUAAAGGGGUUGUAUACUCGUAUCUUUCUAGUAAAUUGUCAGCAGAUGUCACCAACACUGCAUUCCGAAUAUUAUCGGCCUGCAAAGUUAACAAGGUUUGCCCAUUGGAGUUUAAGCAGCCUUCGGAAGUAAUUAAAGCAUGUCGUAAUGUAGCGGCUCCUAGUCCUACGUGCUGUAGCUCGCUGAAUACCUAUAUUGCAGGAAUACAGAGGCAAAUGCUAAUCACAAAUAAACAUGCCAUAAUCUGUGCUGCAUUUUUUGGGUCUAUGUUACGGAAAGGAGGGGUUAUGACAAAUGUCUAUGAGCUCUGUGAUGUCGACUUGAAAGACUUUAGCAUUCAAGCAUAUGGACAACAAGGAUGUCUGCUUCGAAGCUUGCCUGCAGAUGUGGCAUUUGACAAUUCAACAGGCUACAGCUUCACAUGUGACCUAACCGACAACAUUGCAGCUCCGUGGCCUUUAUCAUCCUCAAUGUCAUCCUUGUCUCUGUGUGCUCCUGAGAUGUCAUUGCCUGCCCUCCCAACAUCGGAAACUUUUAAGAAUCAUGGUUGUAGCGGUUGUGUGUUGGAAGUCCUUGUUCCCAUUUUUUCAUUUUUUGUUUUCAGUGCAUUAUUGUGCUGAAGAGUUAGUAGAGGGUCGAGCUGAGUUGGUUUGGAAUAGGGGCUUUUUGGUAAUCAGACUGUGUGGGGGAUUUUACAUGUAUAUUUUUGAGUAAGCCUUUUUGUAUAGCAGAUGUUUUUACCCUAUUCCACUUUCUUCCUGAUGUUUGCACUUUCGUUCUCUCUUUUUCUCUCUAUUUGGGCUCUUAAUUUU